AUGUGCACGGGAGGUUGUGCUAAGUGCCUGGGAACCACUCUUAUCCCCCUGGCUGUGCUCUGUACCCUCGCCAACAUUUUGUUGUUUUUCCCUGGAGGAAAAGUGGUUGAAAACAAUCUACACAUUACAGAUGAGGUUUGGUACUUCGGAGGGAUCUUGGGAUCUGGUGUAUUGAUGAUCUUCCCUGCCUUGGUAUUUUUGGGCCUUAAGAAUAAUGAUUGCUGUGGAUGCUGUGGUAAUGAGAGCUGUGGAAAGAGGUUUGCGAUGUUUUCUUCUAUAAUAUUUGCUGCAGUUGGAGUCCUGGGAGCUGGAUACUGCUUUGUUUUGUCAGCAGUAGCCCUAAACAGAGGCCCUAAAUGUUAUACUGGAACAGAGUGGACAUACCCUUUCCAGGAUGGGAAUUACCUCGCUAACCACACAUUGUGGAACAUGUGCCAGUCACCCGAAAACAUUGUCCCGUGGAACCUGACCCUCUUCUCCUUGCUGCUCGUCAUGAGUGGGAUCCAGGCAGUGCUCUGUGGCAUUCAGGUGGUGAACGGCCUGUUUGGAACAAUCUGUGGGGACUGCAAAUGUUGCGGAUGUUGUGGGGGAGAUGGAACUGUCUAA
Molecule: messenger RNA, 606 nt
Organism: Gavia stellata (red-throated loon)
Lineage: Eukaryota; Metazoa; Chordata; Aves; Gaviiformes; Gaviidae
Gene: TM4SF4
Product: transmembrane 4 L six family member 4
Exons: 5
Coding region: 1-606 (201 amino acids)
Cellular component (GO): membrane
Source: RefSeq, a predicted model, not a curated record